UCCAAAUUUUUAUCCAGAUUCGUUGUCUCAUGAGAUAUCACAUCUUUUUCUAAAUUGAAUUUUUCCUGGACGAAGGGAGAGCUAGAACGGUAUGACGCACGCCUAUUACGCUGUAUUGAUCUGCAGGUUCAUUAUAUCGAUUCGUAUAUAUUAGAGCUAGCUAGCUGCUGCCGCUCGUAGGGACGACGGACAUGGCGGCCGCGCACGUGCUCGUCUUCCCGUGGCCGGUGCAGGGCCACAUCAACUGCAUGCUCCACUUCGCCACCGGCCUCCUCCGAGCAGGCCUCCACGUCACCUUCCUCCACAGCGACCACACCCUCCCCGCCGCCGGCGACGACGACGACGACGCGCUGGCCGCCGCCUCGCCGCGGCUCCGUUACGCGUCCAUCCCCGACGGCCUCCCCGACGGCCACCCACGCCACGCGGGCGCAGCCGUGCGGCUCAUGGAGUCCGUGCAGACACAGUCCAGCGCGUACCGCUCCCUGCUCGCGGAGCUGGCUCGUGGUGAUGGCGAUGGCGGCGGCUUCCCUCCGGUGACCUGCGUCGUCGCCGAUGGCCUCUUGCCGUUCGCGGUUGAUGUCGCCGAGGAGCUCGGCGUCCCGGCGCUCAGCUUCCGCACGGCGAGCGCGUGCAGCUUCCUCGCCUACCUGUCCGUGCCCAGGCUGUUCGAGCUCGGCGAGCUCCCCUUCCCGGCCGGUGGCGACCUCGACGAGCCGGUGCGCGGCGUCCCGGGCAUGGAGAGCUUCCUGCGCCGGCGGGAUCUUCCAGGCCAGUGCCGCAACUGCACCGAGCUUCAGAACGACCCGCUGCUGGAGAUGGUGAUCGAUUUCACGGCGCGCAGCCGGCACGCGCGGGCGCUCGUGCUGAACACGGCGGCGUCCAUGGAGCGCGCCGCGCUCGACCACAUCGCGCGCAACAUGCGCGACGUCUUCGCCGUCGGACCGCUCCACGUCAUGUCCCCGGCGCCGGCCGCCGCCUUGGCCAGCCAGUGGAGGGAGGACGACGGCUGCAUGGCGUGGCUGGACGGCCAGGCGGACCGGUCCGUCGUGUACGUCAGCCUGGGGAGCCUCACCGUCAUCUCGCCGGAGCAGUUCACGGAGUUCCUGUCCGGGCUCGUCGCCGCCGGCCACCCGUUCCUCUGGGUGCUCCGGCCGGACAUGGUCACGGCGAGGCUGCAGCACGCCGACCUCCAAGAAGCCGUCGUGGCGGCGGCGGCGGGAGACAGCAAGGCGCGCGUCGUGCGGUGGGCGCCGCAGCGGGACGUGCUGCGGCACCGCGCCGUGGGGUGCUUCCUGACGCACGCCGGCUGGAACUCGACGCUGGAGGCUGCCGUCGAGGGCGUGCCGACGGUGUGCUGGCCGUUCUUCGUCGACCAGCAGAUCAACAGCAGGCUCGUCGGCGCCGUGUGGAGGACGGGGCUGGACAUGAAGGACGUGUGCGACGCCGCCGUCUUGGCGAGGAUGGUGAGGGAGGCGAUGGAGUCCGGCGAGAUCAGGGCGUCGGCACAAGCUCUGUCGCAGCAGUUGGGACGGGACGUCGCCGACGGCGGCUCGUCGGCGACGGAGUUCAAGAGGCUCAUCGCGUUCAUCGAGCAGCUGAGCACGACGGCCCAGAACGGCGGCUGCAGCGAUGGAGGAUGAAGGUACAAAAAAAAGAAAUGCUAUAGCUAGUAGCUCACCCUUAUGUUGAACUCAUGAAUUCUGAUUUCACACAAUGUAAUACGAACAUCUUUUUUUUUCCAGUUUGUGUUAGUAUCCUUUUGGUUUUGAUUUGGUCAGAGUCUGAUGAUGUAAUCUUUCAAACAUGUAAGGCUUCAUAGCAGCCAUCACAUCAUCAGUUGCGAGAAAUUUGCUGGUUACCGGAUUUGCUAAGCAAACAAAUGUUAGUAAUGAUGUGAUAUUGUGAUUUC
Oryza sativa Japonica Group (Japanese rice) is the source of this 1909-nucleotide messenger RNA. RefSeq names its product myricetin 3-O-rhamnoside 1,2-glucosyltransferase UGT709G2. Gene Ontology annotation, molecular function: UDP-glycosyltransferase activity. NCBI's taxonomy places the organism in Eukaryota, Viridiplantae, Streptophyta, Magnoliopsida, Poales, Poaceae. The record is from RefSeq and is a predicted model, not a curated record.